Durio zibethinus is the source of this 3952-nucleotide messenger RNA. Its product is annotated as squamosa promoter-binding-like protein 1. Gene Ontology annotation, molecular function: DNA binding. NCBI's taxonomy places the organism in Eukaryota, Viridiplantae, Streptophyta, Magnoliopsida, Malvales, Malvaceae. Gene Ontology annotation, cellular component: nucleus. The record is from RefSeq and is a predicted model, not a curated record.
CAUUUCCUUUUUCUUUUUUUUUUUUAAUCAAUUUGAUGUCUUAAAAUCAAUAAUUAAUAAAUUUAUGAUUUUUUGUGUACCAUACCACACCGAACAAUUACCCAAACACUUUCCCACAAAAAACAAACUCGUUCCUAUCGUCGUCACCAUCAUCAUUCAUCAUUCCCCAUUCAUCAUCGUCUGAGAAAACCUUUUGCAACUAGUCUUAACUUCCGAUCACUUUCCGGCAAUCACUUUCCCUAUUCCUUACGCCGUCUGUCAUCUGCGCAAGUAACCAUUAAGUCUGCUAAUCUUUACCUUUCACUCUUUCUGCUUGUUUAAAAUUUAGUUAAUUUUCUGCUUUUAUAUGGGUGUGUUGUUCUGAGAUUUGAAAAAAAAAUUCAGUGCUUUGAAUUUAGGUUAACUGACAAUUGGGCUCUUUUUUGUAAGUUGAUUUGGUAUGUGGGUUGCUCUUAAUUGGAAUCAUGGAUGUGUUGGGGUGCUCUUUUUGGACUUUUGGGGAAGAACUGAAGCUGAUUAGUUGUAAUUAAUAGUAUAGUUUUUCUAUUUGGGGGUUUAGGAGCUCUGAUCUGUAGUUGGAAUAGGGUUAAAGUUUUGGUUUUUGUUGUUAAAUUGUCCUUUUUGAAGUUAAAUUGCUGGGUUUAGAUCUUCUGGUUAUCUGCGUUUUGAUAAAUGGAGGCUAGAUUUGGAAGUGAAGCUCAUCAUUUUUAUGGUAUGAAUCGGGCGGAUUUGCGGGCAGUAGGGAAAAGGACGUUGGAGUGGGAUUUAAAUGGUUGGAAAUGGGAUGGUGACCUUUUCAUUGCUAGCUCCAUAAAUCCGGUGUCUGCUGAUAGCAUGGGAAGGCAGUUUUUUCCACUGGCGUCUGGGAUUCCUGGGAAUUCGUCCAAUAGCUCAUCGUCAUACUCUGAUGAAGCGAAUCCGGAAACUGAAAAGGGGAAAAGGGAAUUGGAAAAGAAGAGGAGGGUUAUUGUGGUUGAAGAUGACAGUCUGAAUGAAGAAGCAAGUAGCCUUACUUUGAAGCUUGGGGGCCAAGGUGGUCAUGGUAAUCCAAUCAGCCAAAGGGAGAUGAGAAAUUGGGAGGGAACCAGCGGGAAGAAGACUAAGUUGAGCGGAGGUUCUGGAAAGUGUGCAGUUUGUCAGGUUGAGGACUGUGGGGCUGAUCUGAGCAAUUCCAAGGACUAUCAUAGACGGCAUAAGGUUUGUGAGAUGCAUUCCAAGGCAAGUAAGGCUCUGGUUGGAAAUGUCAUGCAGCGAUUUUGUCAGCAGUGUAGUAGGUUUCAUGUCCUUCAAGAGUUUGAUGAAGGUAAGAGAAGCUGUCGCCGACGUUUGGCUGGCCACAAUAAAAGGAGGAGGAAAACAAAUCCUGAUACUAUUGUCAAUGGCAAUUCAGUGAAUGAUGAGCAGACUAGUGGUUAUCUAUUGUUACGUCUUUUGAGGAUACUUUCUGGCAUGCAUUCUAACGGAUCUGACCAAACCACAGAUCAGGAUGUGCUAUCUAAUCUCCUAAGGAGCCUUGCAAACCAUAAUGGUGAACAAGGGGGAAGAAACAUAACUGGGGUUUUGCCGGAACCUCAAGAUUCAGAAGCUGUUUCGACUUUGUUUUCGAAUGGCCAAGGCCCUCCUCAGCCUUUCAAGCAGCAUAUCACUGAACCUGCCUCAGAGAUGCCACAGAAAGGAGUACGUUCUUGUGAUACUAUGGGUGCCAAAGUCCAAAGCAAUACAGCUGGAGCAGUCAAGAUGAAUAAUUUUGAUUUGAAUGACAUAUAUGUUGACUUGGAUGAGGGCACCGAUGACAUAGAAAGGUCACCUGCACCUUUGAAUGCAGGGACUAGCUCUCUUGAUUGCCCUUCCUGGGUCCAACAGGACUCUCAUCAGUCUAGUCCACCACAGACCAGUAGGAAUUCAGAUUCAGCAUCUGCCCAAUCACCUUCUAGUUCCAGUGGUGAUGCUCAGAGCCGUACAGAUAGGAUUGUGUUUAAAUUAUUUGGGAAAGAACCAAAUGAUUUUCCUCUGGUCUUGCGAGCACAGAUUCUUGAUUGGCUAUCUCAUAGUCCCACUGACAUUGAGAGCUAUAUUAGGCCUGGUUGCAUUGUUCUGACAAUUUAUCUUCGUCAAGCUGAGGCUGCAUGGGAUGAACUUCGUGGUGAUCUGAGUUUCAGUUUGAGUCGGCUUCUGGAUUCUUCAGAUGACACUUUCUGGAGUACUGGAUGGAUUUGUAUAGGGGUGCAAGAUCAAAUAGCAUUCGUUUAUAAUGGUCAGGUUGUCAUAGAUACAUCUUUACAUCUCAGAAGCAACCAUUAUAGUGAAAUUAUAAGCGUCAAACCAAUUGCAAUAUCUGCAUCUGAGAGAGCUCAAUUUUCAGUUAAAGGUAUCAAUCUGUCUCAGCCAGCCAUAAGGUUGCUCUGUGCAGUAGAAGGGAAGUAUCUGGUACAGGCAGCUACUAGUGAGUUGAUGGAUGACAAUGAUGACUUCAAGGAGCAAGAUGAGCUUCAGUGUGUCGACUUUUCUUGCUCUAUCCCUACUGUGACUGGAAGAGGAUUCAUUGAGAUUGAAGACCAUGGUUUUAAUAGCAGUUUCUACCCUUUUAUAGUUGCUGAGGAUGAUGUUUGUUCAGAGAUCCGUAUGCUUGAGAAUGUACUGGAGAUUAUUGACACUGAUGCAGAUGUUGGCAGAACCGGAAAAAUGGAAGCCAAAAAUCAAGCAAUGGCCUUCAUUCAUGAAGUUGGUUGGCUUCUUCAUAGAAGUCAAUUGAAGUCUAGAUUGGGCCAGUUGGAUCCUAACCUAGAACCCUUUUCUCUAAGGCGGUUCAAGUGGCUUGUGGAGUUCUCUAUGGACCAUGAAUGGUGUGCCGUAGUGAAGAAACUCUUAAAUAUUCUUCUUGAUGGAAUAGUGGAUUCAGGGGAGCAGCCUUCCCUUAACCUUGCAUUAACAGAGAUGGGUCUUCUUCACAGAGCUGUUAGGAAAAAUUGUAGACCUCUAGUGGAGCUCCUUUUAAGAUUUGUCCCUGACAAAGCUUCAGAUAGACUAGGAUUUGAAAAUGAAACAGUAGCUGGUGGUAUUCAUAAAAGCUUCUUGUUUAAACCUGAUGCCCUCGGCCCUGCAGGUUUGACUCCUCUUCACAUUGCUGCUGGUAAAGAUGGUUCUGAGGAUGUGCUGGAUGCAUUAACCGAUGAUCCUGGAAAGGUUGGCAUUGAUGCUUGGAAGAGUGCUCGAGACAGCACUGGCUCUACACCUGAAGAUUAUGCUCGCUUACGCGGCCACUACUCAUACAUCCACCUGGUACAGAAAAAAAUUAAUAAGAGACCUCCUUCUGGGCAUGUGGUGGUUGACAUUCCCGGUGCCUUCUCUGACUGCAGCACAAAUCAGAAGCAAAACAACAAGUCAACUUCCAGCUUUGAGAUUGGCCAGCUUGAACUGAGAUCCAUGAAGCAACAUUGCAAGCUUUGUGAUCAGAAGCUGGCUUCUGGCUAUGGAACAACCAGCAAGUCAUUGGUUUACAGGCCUGCAAUGCUCUCAAUGGUAGCAAUUGCUGCAGUAUGCGUCUGUGUUGCUCUUCUAUUUAAGAGCUAUCCCGAAGUUCUGUACGUGUUCCGUCCCUUCAGAUGGGAAUUGUUGGACUACGGAACAAGCUGAAGUCCAGCAACUCUUCCUACGUCGGUAAUGUUUAAUAGGUGGUUUCUAUUUGUAAUCCGUUUGUAAUGGACUAUGAAGUUGAGAUUUGGUGUAUCACACCAUUGUUUUCGACUGAGUUUGGAACUCAGUAAUAUUGUUGAUAUAUAUUUAUUUGUUGUUCAGUCAUCAAUGUAAUGUUAUCAGGGUGUUAACAUAAUAACACAUGCAUAGGUCUCUCUCUGGGGUCUAAGGUUCCCGUCUUUGACAUUGAUAGCGGGAGAGGUAGCACUGUAACCAUUAUUUUAUCUUAUCAUAAUAAUUAAACUGUGUUUCUGCGGCA